AUGCCUGCAAUCGAUAUGGCCAUCUGGCUCUGCUGGGGCUGCCGCAGCGUCAUGACGCCUACUGCCACUAUCAGACCAGAUCUGACUACGGGCUUUUGGAGUAAGGCCGUGACUCCUGACUCUCCCGACUCACACCAAAGGGCAGCCCUCCUGAAGCCACCGUCUUCUAAACAACAGUUAUCUGCACCCAGCCGCUGGGUUUUAUUGCUAAUGGCUCCGAUGGCCCUUACAGAUUCAAUGCAGCGCUACUUACGCGAGUUUACCUCGAAGACUACAUCUCAGUUUGCAGGCAAGUGA
Protopolystoma xenopodis is the source of this 297-nucleotide messenger RNA. The record is from the annotation of a GenBank genome assembly. Lineage: Eukaryota; Metazoa; Platyhelminthes; Monogenea; Polystomatidea; Polystomatidae.